AGUCACGUUCCCCAUACCAUUGCAUAGCAGAGUCGUUUCUAGCGUUUUCGUUUUCUUCUUCGUCUUCGUCUAAUCUCUUAUCCUUUCAUUUCUCCUUAUCAUCUUUGAAAGAAAAUGUCUUGCUGUGGAGGAAACUGCGGAUGCGGCUCUGGCUGCAGCUGCGGUAGUGGCUGCGGAGGGUGCAAGAUGUACCCAGACUUCUCUUUCUCUGGAGAGAGGACAACUACAGAGACCAUCAUCGUUGGGGUCGCUCCUGAGAAAUCAUCCUUCGAUGCUUCCGAGAUGGGCGUUGAGGCCGAGAACAAUUGCUGCGAGGGCUGCAAGUGUGGAGCCAACUGUACCUGCAACCCCUGCAACUGCAAGUGAAGGUCGGAAGAAGAAGGGAGGACUAAUUCAUCCUUAUAAAAUAAUAUAAUAGAGAUAUAAUGUUCUCACUGUGUUGUGUCCAGUGUGAAGCUUUUCUUAAAGAGUCCUUUCUGGGACAAGCUUCCAAAUAAAGGUAGUUUUGUUCUAACUAGUUGGGUGUUGCAGUUGGUUCAUGGCUGCUUUUGUUAGUGUAUUUGCUUUCGAAGAAAGAGGUUGUUAAUGAAAAUGAAAGAAUCUUAAGCCCUUUCUACAA
Macadamia integrifolia is the source of this 619-nucleotide messenger RNA. RefSeq names its product metallothionein-like protein type 2. Gene Ontology annotation, molecular function: metal ion binding. Lineage: Eukaryota; Viridiplantae; Streptophyta; Magnoliopsida; Proteales; Proteaceae. Bases 115 to 366 code for a protein of 83 amino acids. The record is from RefSeq and is a predicted model, not a curated record. The transcript has 3 exons.